Aspergillus nomiae NRRL 13137 is the source of this 945-nucleotide messenger RNA. RefSeq lists its product as uncharacterized. Lineage: Eukaryota; Fungi; Ascomycota; Eurotiomycetes; Eurotiales; Aspergillaceae. The record is from RefSeq and is a predicted model, not a curated record. Bases 1 to 945 code for a protein of 314 amino acids. The transcript has 5 exons.
AUGUCCAAUGCAAAAGCCCCUUACCAGGCCCUCUCAGAUGACAACCGUGGGCCACUCAUCACUCUUGUCUCUGUUACUCUUCUCAUCGUUACGUUCAUCUUUGUUGCCGCAAAACUGGGAUCAGUGAUAUACUUCAAGCAACGGCGGCCGGCAGUCAAUACUCCCAUCUGGGUGGCUCUAAUACUGUCAAUCGUCCAGGUGGUGCUCAUGCAAAAGUCCAUCCAACAUGGAUUGGGAAGACAUAUACAGACGCUCACGUCGGCCGAGAUACGUCAAUCCAGCAAAUUCUAUUACGCCGCCCAGCUCACCCACAUCAUCAUUCUGUCACUCUCAAAGCUCUCAACCACACUCCUCCUCCGGACCCUAACCCCAAGCAAAGGCAUCCGCCAAAGCUGCACCAUCACUGUCGGCCUCAUAGGCGCCUGGACAGCAUUCGCGUUCUUCGGAAUCGCCUUCCAAUGCCCCCUCCCAGAGCCCUGGCUCUACACGGUCAUCGGCCUCGCAAUCGCCCAUCUAGCCCUCCUGCCCCCGUUCCUCAACUCACCAGAUACAACAUGGACAAUCGUCAACCCAACAAUCUGUGCACAAGCCAUGAUGUGCGUCUCCGUUACCAUCGCCUGUCUGCCAACCCUCUAUCAUAUAUUCGCUGGCUUCCACUCCGGUCUUCUUACGACUCGACUGCCGGAUGAAGUGGAGCUCGGACAUCCUGAUCGAAGUGUCUAUGAUACAGGUCGUAGGACUAAAUGUAGCUUUUAUACGGAUACCGCGCGCUUGAGUAAUAUGACGCCGUCGGUGGUUACGGAUAUUACUUCUUCGCGGAGGAAUCGGGAGAGGGCGAGUGAGAGUACGGAGAGUUUGGAACGUUUGACGCGGGUUUCGACUCGGGAGGGCGUGCUUAGGACGGUGGAUAUUACAGUGGAGGUGCAGGAGCAGGUGAGGAGGUGA